UUACAUAUGGUGGCAGUGGUGGGAUCAGCCGGUUGAGGAUACAGGUGUGUUUUUUUUUUUCCCCUCCUUUUUCUCCGCCAUUUUGUGAGGCAUGCAGCGUGGAGCAAAGUCCAGAAGAGGAAAUCGGGCAGGGAUUGGAGAGACACAUAUAGGACCAGAAGACCAGGCCUUCAUGGUGCAGCAGGAGGCCCGUGAAGUGAAACAGAAGGAGGAGGCGAUACACCAGGAGCAUCGCUUUAAAGCUCUACAACAUCAGUUCCAGCUGUUGCAGCAGGAGGUACAGGUACGAACUUCUCCAGUACCAGAGCUCACGUCAACAAUUCCAGAUCCUCUGGAGACUCCUGAUCCAGAUGAUGAUCACCCACAGGCCCGAGCCAUAACUCCAUCAGCACAGAUACACCCUGCCAUUAUCUCAUCAGGUCAGUCCCGAGUCUCCCAUGAGCCCAGACUAGAGAAACUAACAGAAAAUGAUGAUGUUGAACAUUUUCUCAUUACAUUUGAGAGAAUUGCAGCAGCAUGUCAGUGGCCAAAAUCUGACUGGGUUUUUCGGCUCAUUCCAUUGCUGACUGGUAAGGCCAGGGGAGCCUAUGUUCAUAUGGAUGUUGAUGAGUCUCUUGAAUAUGACAGGGUAAAAACUACUAUUCUGAAAAAAUAUGACAUUAACCCUGAGACAUACAGGCAAAGGUUUCGUUCCCUGGAUGUUGGACCUGAUGAGAGCCCCAAGGAGCUGUAUGUGAGGCUGAAAGAGCUGUAUGGAAAAUGGAUCCAACCUCAAGGUAAAACGGUUCAGCAAAUUGGUGAAACUAUUAUUAUGGAACAAUACUUGAGAAUGUUGUCUCUUGAGCUUCAGGUUUGGGUAAAGGAGCAUGGUCCAAAAUCAGCUGCUGAGGCUGCCACUCUGGCUGAUGUGUUUGUUGCUGCCCGGAAAAAGAGCCAGCCAUGGACUAACAAUGCCUGGCAGGCCGCAAAGGACACCCGCAGGCCUACACCCCCUCAAUACCACCAGAAGUCAACGCCAGGUCUACCAGCUGCUGGGCAUAAAGAGUGUGCGCACCACCCCUUACCAUCCACAGACAGAUGGACUGACGGAGCGUUUCAACCAAACCCUCAAACAGAUGCUCUGUAAGUUUGUGAAUGAGACUGGAUCUGACUGGGAUCAGUGGCUUCCCUACCUACUCUUUGCCUAUAGGGAGGUACCCCAAGCCUCCACUGGUUUCUCCCCCUUUGAACUCCUCUAUGGUCAUGAGGUGAGGGGACCUCUGACCUUGUUAAGGGAGACCUGGGAAGUGGAGCAGGGGAGGGAGGAGCCUGUUAAUGUCAUUUCUUAUGUCAUUCAGAUGAGAGAGAAACUGCAGCGGAUGAGUGAAUUGGCCCAGACACACAUGGCGGAGGCCCAGCAGUACCAGAAGACCUGGUAUGACCAGUCAGCCAGACAGAGAAGCUUUGACCCUGGUCAAAAGGUCUUAGUCAUGCUUCCAACCAGCGACAGCAAGCUGCUGGCAAAGUGGCAGGGGCCUUUUGAAGUCCAGAGGAAACUGGGACCCACCACAGGUCUCCACCCCAGGGCAUCAGCGGUCCAGUCAUGUGCUGCAUGUAAACCUCCUCAAGGAUUGGGUGCCAAGGGCUGAGAAAGGAGCAGAGGUGUUGCUGAUCCGGGCUGUGAAGGAGGAAGAGGAGGUGGAUGACCAGUACCUGCCCUCACCAAUAUCCACUGACCUGGAUUUGAGCCAUCUCUCUGAACCCCAGCAAUCUCAGGUGAAACCUUUAAUUAAUCCAGACAUAUUUCAAGAAUACCCAGGAUGCACAAAUCUGGUAGAACAUGACAUUGUGUUGAAACCUGAUGCAACUGUAAGGCGUAUGAGUUACAGGAUACCAGAGCGCCUCCUUAUGUCACUGAAGAAGGAAGUGGACCUCAUGCUGUCCCUGGGAAUAAUCCAAGCAUCAAAAAGUAGUGGUGUAACCCAGUGGUGUUGGUCCCUAAAAAAGACGGAACAAUACGAUUCUGUAUUGACUUCAGAUACCUGAAAUCUAUCUCAAAGUUUGACUCAUAUCCCACUCCACGGAUUGAUGAUCUCCUGGAGCACCUGGGGAAAGCGAAAUACCUGACCACCAUUGACCUUUGCAAGGGCUACUGGCAAGUGCCCCUGACCCAGCAGUCUUGGGAUCUGACUGCGUUCCGGACUCCCUGGGGGCUCUUUGAGUUUACAGUCUUGCCAUUUGGGCUGCACGGUGCCCCUGCAACGUUUCAAAGAUUGAUGGACCAGGUACUCCGUGGGAUUUCUGAUUUUGCAUGUGCAUAUCUUGAUGAUAUUGUCAUCUACAGCGCCACCUGGGAGGAGCACUUGGAACACCUGAAGGAAGUCCUGGAACGUCUCCAUUCUGCAGGCUUGACAAUCAACCCAGCCAAGUGUGUCUUCGCCAGAAGGGAAACU
Molecule: messenger RNA, 2432 nt
Organism: Epinephelus moara (kelp grouper)
Lineage: Eukaryota; Metazoa; Chordata; Actinopteri; Perciformes; Serranidae
Exons: 3
Coding region: 92-1126 (344 amino acids)
Source: RefSeq, a predicted model, not a curated record